GACUGACAUUUGACUGAAACUGUGAUUUCAUUGGAGUUGCGAUCGCUUUAUGAGAGCCGAAGACAGCGGACAUGAGUUCAUCGGAUUUGGUUUGGAGUCUCAAGAAUGGAGACUUGGAUUCAGUGAAAGAACUGUUCGACUCGAAGGAGGUGGACGCGAACGCCUCCCUCGACGGCCGAUCGCCCAUCCAUUACGCUGCCGAUUACGGCCACAAAGACAUCAUUGAGUACCUGAUCGGCAAAGGCGUGGACCUCAACGUGAGUGUCAUCUGCGGUGUAGCGGUCGACAAACACGGCAUAAGCCCUCUGUUGGCGGCCGUAUGGGAGGGACACACGGAAUGCGUGCGACUGUUGAUCGCCAGCGGAGCCAAUAAGACGGGACAGACUCCCGACGGGAAGUCCUAUUUGGAAGCGGCGGAGAAGCCCGAAAUUAAGUCACUCUUAAAGUAGAGACAGUUUUCAUUAUUUUAUAGCUUUUUUCAAAGCGUAAGUCAAUUGUGAUUUAAAUUGGGAUUAAUUUCCGUCAAAACAAUUUUAUACACAUUUAUAACACUAUAAUCGGUCGAUAAUUAUAUAUUAAUUAUAUAUUAAUUUAUUCUUAUAUUAUGUAACGAAUGAAC
Oppiella nova is the source of this 619-nucleotide messenger RNA. Lineage: Eukaryota; Metazoa; Arthropoda; Arachnida; Sarcoptiformes; Oppiidae. The record is from the annotation of a GenBank genome assembly.